Ochotona princeps (American pika) is the source of this 2772-nucleotide messenger RNA. RefSeq names its product dynein axonemal assembly factor 2 (gene DNAAF2). Gene Ontology annotation, biological process: axonemal dynein complex assembly. The record is from RefSeq and is a predicted model, not a curated record. Lineage: Eukaryota; Metazoa; Chordata; Mammalia; Lagomorpha; Ochotonidae. Gene Ontology annotation, cellular component: cytoplasm. The transcript is spliced from 3 exons. The coding region runs from base 1 to 2493 and encodes 830 amino acids.
AUGGCCAAAGGGACAGGCUCCUCGAGGCUGGAGGACUUGGACCUGAGCGGAGAGGAGGUCCAGAGGCUCACCUCCGCCUUCCAGGACCCGGAAUUCCGCCGAAUGUUCUCCGAGUACACCGAGCAGCUCACCGACCCCGAGAACAGGCGUCUGUAUGAGGCGGAGAUCACCGCGCUGGAGCGAGAGCGCGGGGUGGACGUGCGGUUCGUGCACCCGCAGCCGGGCCACGUGUUGCGCACCAGCCUGGAUGGGACGCGGCGCUGCUUCGUGAAUGUGUGCAGCAACGCACUGGUGGGCGCGCCCAGCAGCCGACCGGGAACCGGGGGCGAAGCGCCUGGUAGCCACUGGGCCCUGCCCUACAGCCUGGCGCCGGGCCGCGAGUACGCGGGGCCCACAGGCACCCGCUACACUGUCUACGACGUGGUCUUUCACCCGGACGCACUGGCGCUGGCCCGGCGCCACGAGCGCUUCCGCCAUAUGCUGGACGCCACGGCCCUGGAGGCCGUCGAGAAGCAGUUCGGCGUCAAGCUGGACCGCAGGAAUGCCAAGAUCCUGAAGACCAAGUACAAGGGCACCCCGGAGGCCGCCGUGCUGCGGACGCCCCUGCCUGAGGGCGCCCCUCUCGGGCCCGAGGGGGAUCAGGACGACCCUCUGCAGGCCUUCCCGUACCCCUACAGCUACCCGGCACCGCCAGGGCGCUCGGCCGGCGCUCCGCCCAGGGCCCCCUCCCCGUCCCGGGAGACGGCGCCCACCGAGCCUCGCUGCAGCGUGGUGCAGCGGCACCACGUGGACCUCCAGGAUUACCGCUGCUCCAGGGACUCGGCCCCGAGCCCGGUGCCCCACGAGCUGGUGGUCACCAUCGAGCUGCCGCUGUUGCGCUCGGCCGAGCAGGCGGCGCUGGAGGUGACGGGCAAGCUGCUGAGCCUGGACUCGCGGAAGCCUGACUACCGCCUGCGCCUCUCGCUCCCUUACCCGGUGGACGACAGCCGCGGCCGAGCGCAGUUCCUCAAGGCGCGGCGGCAGCUGGUCGUCACGCUGCCCGUGGUGAACCCCGCUGCGCGCCGAGAGUCCGCCACCGCGCCGGAAGAGGACUCCAGUGCGACCGGAACUGACGGCGCGCUCUGCGCUUCCGCUCGCCGGGAGGAGGCGGGACUGGCCGGUGUUCCCGCCGCAGACGGGGAUCCGGAUUCCUGUGGAGCUGGCGCUGCGGGCGUCGGGGUCACUAUCCCCGACUUUCCCGAGGUGGUUUCGGGUGCUGAAGAGACGCUCCUCCGGGAGCCCAAGGAUCGGGACUUGGACGGAUGUCCGGAGUCCCCGCCCGGCGGAGCUGGAAGUUCGCCGGGGGCCGGCGGCGGAGAGCCCCCAGGUCCCUCAGUUCUGGACCUUGACGGGGAGGAGUCCUCUGGAAGAGGAGGUGCAGGCGGAGAUCUCGGCGUGGAGACCCGCACGUGCCGGCCGGACAUGGGCCGCGAGCCAGGCGAGCCAGGCGAGCCAGGCGAGCCAGGCGAGCCAGCCAUGAGAGGUUCCGCCCCCGAGAGAAGGGGACCUCGGUGCCCUCCCCUGCAGUGUAAUCAGGAUGAGGAGACCUUGACCCUGCUGGUUCACGUGCCGCGGAUCCAACCUCAGAGUCUUCAAGGGGAUUUGAGUCCCCUCGGGUACAAACUGUGCUUCUGCGCGCAAGAAUUAGUUUAUUCCUUCUCUUUGCAAUUUGCUCCAGAGAAUCAAUUGAGUGUCGAAGAACCGGUGGUUAGCGUUUCCUCGGACAAUGCCGUGAUAGAGCUAGCCAAAGCUCCAGGAAGCUAUGGGCACUGGAGAGAGUGGUAUUGUGGUUUAAACGACCAAUCUUUGGAGGAGAGGCUGUUUGUCAGUGAAGAAAAUGUCAGUGAGUUUCUGGAAGAAGUCCUGAACUCUCCAGUGAGACCAAUGAUGCCACUAACUCCACCAUUAAUUGAAGUCCUUCAGGCUAAUGAUAAUAAGAUUCAAAUUCAUGCCAAGAUCCAAGAAUGUAGUCACUCUGAUCAGCUUCAAGGAAAGGAAGAAAGAGUCAAUAAAGGAAGUCACCAAACUGAAAAGGAAAAUGUAGAGCAUUUUAGCACUUGUACAACGGAUUCAACAACAGUUAAAGCACCAGAAAUAGAUAGCUGUGGUUCCACUGCCAGUGAACAGGAAGAGCCUCUUGAUGUUUCGCAGAUGAUGUUUGGGAAAUCUCAGCAACUUGAGUCAAAAACGGAACCACAAGUUUUAAAAGAAACAAGUGCUGCUUAUUCAGUUGAGGAGAAAGAUAAUGCAAAGGCAUCAGUAAUAAAUGAAGAGAAAGAGAUACACGGAAAUCACUUUUCUUCACUACCGACCACAACUGCAGUUCACAGUGCACCAGAGUUUGGCAGCAUCAAGGAAACCAAUAUGCAGGAUGGCAGUGUGCAGAUUAUCAAAGAUCACGUGACUCACUGUGCAUUCAGCUUCCAGAAUUCCUUGCUGUAUGAUUUAGAUUAAUUCUAAAUAAUUUUUGGAUUUGAAGGUUAGGAGUAACAAAUGCGGAGACCUUUUUAAGAGUUGUUUUUUUUUUUUUUUUGUUAAUCAUUAAAACUCAAGAUAUUCAACCAAAUGUAAAAUUUGCAAUUUUCAAUCUAAUGGGGAAAUUGGAUAUGUUUUUUGCCUUAAGUUUAUAAACACUUCUCUUAAUUAUGAAGAUACAUUUUGUGAUUUGUAUGAUACAUGCAUAUUUUUGUAAUGGAGAGUUAACAUUUACUUUUCAUACAACCUCUAUCAACA